AUGGGUAAUACGGAUUCGAAACUUCGUUUUCGAACCCAUAUUUCUCGACUGUUUGAGCUUGAUAAUAUAUCAGCAGAUGAUAGGUAUUACUGGGUCAAAUAUUGGACAGAGCCGAAUUCGGUUUUUGACGUUUUCACCCUGCUAAGUUCGGCAGAUAUAAGAAAGACUCGGGAUGGCAACUUGGCAAACCUUGAGACUCUUAUCAAGGUUGUUUACUUCAGAUUAAAGGAAUUGAGAAAUUCGAGAUCGUUUCCUCAUAAUGACAUUGCACCAGCAAAGGAGUUAUUGAACUGUGUCAGAAUAUUAACUAAAAUACUCCCAUUUGUUUACGAAAAGGACACUGAUGAGAUUCGAGAGUGGGAAGAGAAGGUGUUUUGGCAAACGACCAGUGAUAAGACUAGUGACACUUCUCAUCUACAAGGAAUUGCACCUGACCUUAUUAAUAUCACAUUGGAUCUGCUAUUUAUAGAAGGAUUUACUAUCCCAAUUGGACAGGCUAACUCCUCAAUUUGGGAGCCAGGGGUAGGUUCAAAUACCGUACAACAGCCAACUCAUGAGAUGCUGUCAAACAGAGUAGAGAUAUUGCGCUUCCUAUUGACUCUCGUAUCAGACUGCUUGUAUCAGAAUCAAGUUGAUGUUGCUGUCAAGGGGUCGAAGUAUCUCACAUAUGUUGUGACAAAUCCUGAUAAGAGAGUGGUGAUGACUGUUUUGUGCUCUCUACUCAAUACAUCACUAAGAUACAGUCCAGCUGGAAAAGUUCCAUAUGAUCAUAUGCUAAUUUCAGACAGGAAUCGACAAUUAGUUAUAUAUUCUGUUCAGCUUUUGGUUGUUCUUCUGGUAUAUCCCAUUCCUGAGGUUCCAGAUUUUUCUAUUGGAUCCUCUUCGAGGUUAAUACCUAAAUCUGGGUCUGGCCGAAAGCAGGAUAUCAAUAUGUACAGAUAUUUCUUAUCAAAAAUCCGCCACCCUGAAGAUUUUCAAUUUAUCAUUGACAACUUGCUGAAGUUGAUUUCACAGCCAAUCCUACUAACUUCUUCAUUAUUGCCUGGUAGCCAGACCGAAGUCCAAUGGGUUACAGAACUUUUGGCACUUUUCUGGGAGCUCACACAGUGUAACAGAAAGUUCCGCGACUACCUUUAUUCGGGUUCCGCUACUGACUUUAUGAUUUUUUUGCUUGCUUAUGUCCAAGAAAAGUAUCAAGACGCUUCUCAGAGAGAAGUUGUAAGGCUCUCCGCUUAUAUCCUACUCUAUCUAUCUUCCGACUCAGCAUUUGUUAAACUACUACGGUAUAAAGUUGAAGUCAGCAGUGGUAGCGAUGAUAUAAACGGUAACUUGCGAAGAAAGUAUAUAUCAUCUAAAUCGAAAAUGUCGAUAUUCAGUGGAACGUAUGGUGAUUAUCUGAUAAAUCAACUACUUCAUCCAUUGCUUUCAAGUGGGUCUAACAACGACCCCAUGUUUGACUUCCUGGCACCAACCUUUAUGGAGAUUAUCUAUAAUAUCUCUCCAUUUACGAUUAACAUUUCAUAUUCUACUGCAUCAAAUCUUGUUCAAUUGUUUUCGAAUUUGAUUUCUUCAAAUUACAUCAUUACUGCAUCGAUAAAGGAGUUUCUCCUUCUGAAUAUUCUCAAAGUAUUCUCAAAUUUGAUUCAUUUCAACUUUCGCUCUAACAAGAACCUCUUGUUUGUUAUAUUAAAGAACGAGUCAAAGUUCCGCUUUUUGCAUAAUAGUACGAAAGACGGGGAUUCUGAUGGGCCAUUUGUGAUAGAAGAUGAAGAUGGAGGAAUAGACGGACCCUCAGAAGCAAGUUCGUCAAAGUCUAAAGGUAAGCAACCUGUAAAAGCAGCUUCUUCCACUCCGAUGGUCUCAGCGAAAGAUAGUUCCUCUCGUGUUAGCGACUUAUGGACUUUGGUUGAGCCAAUCAUAAUGAUAGUUGAAGAUUUGCGAAGGCAGAUCCCAUAUACCGAGUACAUUUCCACAACCAAUACUCAGGAAACAAAGGUUCAACCGCACAUUAUAAUAGACAGCAUAGGAAAUAUACCUUCAGUUCGAGGUGUGGACCUUGAUCAGCAUGAACCAGCAGACUUUGAACCGAUUCGAUUCAAUUGGAAUUCGAUAUCGCUGGGGUGGUAUGAGUCAAUUAUAUGGGGUGAUAUUUUCCGAAACGAAAGUCAACUAAUACUAUCCACUAUAAACGAAGUGGCUACCAGCCUCGUUUCCCCUAGGAUUGGCAGUGUUGGAGUUUGGAAUGGCACGAAUAUCAAGUUGUUCCGUUUACAAGAGGCUGCCAGACAGGGUCCUUCUCUUCUUAGACCAAAAGGUGCUGUGGAUGCUGUAGCUGAGUCAGUGCUACAACAAUUUGGUAAACUCACUCAUUAG
Messenger RNA from Sugiyamaella lignohabitans, 2373 nucleotides. RefSeq lists its product as uncharacterized. The transcript has a single exon. Lineage: Eukaryota; Fungi; Ascomycota; Dipodascomycetes; Dipodascales; Trichomonascaceae. The record is from RefSeq and is a predicted model, not a curated record. The coding region runs from base 1 to 2373 and encodes 790 amino acids. Gene Ontology annotation, cellular component: Golgi trans cisterna; membrane; Golgi medial cisterna.